Mobula hypostoma (lesser devil ray) is the source of this 1339-nucleotide messenger RNA. RefSeq lists its product as uncharacterized. The transcript is spliced from 3 exons. Gene Ontology annotation, molecular function: structural constituent of chromatin; protein heterodimerization activity; DNA binding. The record is from RefSeq and is a predicted model, not a curated record. NCBI's taxonomy places the organism in Eukaryota, Metazoa, Chordata, Chondrichthyes, Myliobatiformes, Myliobatidae. Gene Ontology annotation, biological process: heterochromatin formation. Gene Ontology annotation, cellular component: nucleosome; chromatin. Bases 1 to 789 code for a protein of 262 amino acids.
AUGAGCGGACGAGGAAAAACUAGCGGCAAGGCUCGGUCCAAGGCCAAGUCUCGCUCCUCCCGAGCCGGACUUCAGUUCCCGGUAGGCCGUGUUCACAGGCUUCUGAGAAAGGGCAACUAUGCUGAGCGGGUGGGUGCCGGAGCCCCGGUCUAUCUUGCUGCUGUGCUCGAGUAUCUGACGGCUGAAAUCCUCGAACUGGCCGGCAAUGCGGCCCGGGACAACAAAAAGACCCGCAUCAUCCCCAGGCAUCUGCAGCUGGCCGUCCGCAACGACGAGGAGCUCAACAAGCUGCUGGGAGGGGUGACCAUAGCUCAGGGCGGGGUGCUGCCCAACAUCCAGGCCGUGUUGUUGCCCAAGAAAACCGGCGGAGCCAGCAAAGGAAAACUUGUGCUGGGAACUGUCGUGAAGAUGAGCGGACGAGGGAAAACCAGCGGCAAAGCUCGGUCCAAGGCCAAGUCUCGCUCCUCCCGGGCAGGACUGCAGUUCCCGGUAGGCCGUGUUCACAGGCUCCUGAGAAAGGGUAACUAUGCUGAGCGGGUGGGUGCCGGAGCCCCGGUCUAUCUGGCUGCUGUGCUCGAGUAUCUGACGGCUGAAAUCCUUGAACUGGCCGGCAACGCGGCCCGGGACAACAAAAAGACCCGCAUCAUUCCCAGGCAUCUGCAGCUGGCCGUCCGCAACGACGAGGAGCUCAACAAGCUGUUGGGAGGGGUGACCAUCGCUCAGGGCGGGGUGCUGCCCAACAUCCAGGCCGUGUUGUUGCCCAAGAAAACCGGCGGAGCCAGCAAGUGAAGAGACAGAAUCUGAACCCAGUGAACCAAAGGCUCUUUUCAGAGCCACUCACAGUAUCUGUGAAAGGGCUGCUUUGCGGAUACCUUAAGCGCGGGGGAAAGGGCUCUUGUUCGGAUUAGAUUGUUGUACUAAUUAGCAGGUAGGGUGCAUUGAAAUUCCUGACUGGUGCGAAACGCAACUCACAGGUUUACGCUGGGUGCACAGUCUGAAAUGUCGGAGCAGGGACGUCCGCCGACUGUUGGGAGUUGAAUGUCUGCCCCGAUCGCGUCUAGAGCCCCAGCGCUGCGAUCGGCUUCAUAUCCGUUAUCGAAUUCAAGCAGCCGCCCGUCGGGUUUAAAAUCAUCCGUACCCCGAUACCGAUCUGUGACUGGCGGUCGGAUUUCAGGCGGUCCGAAAUGAUUGGCUGCUAGUUUUCUUUAUAAAUAACCUUCAUGAGAAUGUUACUUUGAGGGAGUUACUUCUGCGGAACAGUUUAAGUAUUAUAACUUUAAUUGCAUUUCUUUUUAGCAUUUUCUAAACUCUAGCUACUGUAAUGAUGAAAGUACGGAUA